AUGACAGUGGCGGAAGGAGCAGGUGCGCCCGCAGCCCAUCCCUGCAAGCAGCUCCCGGGGAAGGAGGUGAAAAAGAGCUACGAGAAGUACAGGUUUUUUAGCUCCGCGGUCGCCGCGGAGGAGCUGGGCUCUUGUCGGCGCCCCUGCGAGGCGGGUCCCCUCUUCUGUCUUACAGCUUUAGACCUCCAGAGUAUCAACUGGCAGGUGACCUCCAAUAAGCAGGCACAUCACACAGACAGGUUCUCGGGCCAGCAGCUCACCUUGCGCAGAGGCCAACCCUUCAGUUUCUCAAUGGUCUUGAACCGAAGUCUUGGCAGUGGAGACAAUCUGGUUUUCAUAGCUUCCACAGGGCCUAACCCCUCAGAGUCAGCCAAGACAAAGGCUGUGUUUUCACACUCCAAUGGGAGGAGUCGCAAUGGCUGGAGUGCACAGCUCGUGUCCAACACGGACAACGUGCUGACCAUUUCCAUCUCCAGUCCUGCCAACGCGCCCAUCGGACAGUACACACUGAGCGCCCAGAUCUCCUCCCAGGGCAAUGAACUUAUUCGGAAACUUGGGACGUUCAUACUGCUCUUUAACCCUUGGUCGCAAGAGGAUGGUGUCUUUAUGAGUAAACAAGCUGAGAGAGAGGAGUACGUUCUGGAAGAUGCUGGCAUCAUCUAUGUGGGGAACACCAAACGAAUUAGCAUGGUUGGCUGGAACUUCGGACAGUUUGAAGAAGGCAUCCUGGACAUUUGCCUCUCGAUCCUGGAUCACAGCCUGAAUUUCCGUCGUGACCCUGCUACCGAUGUGGCCCGCAGAAGCGACCCCAAAUAUGUUAGCCGAGUGCUGAGUGCAAUGAUCAAUGGCAAUGAUGACAACGGUGUGCUUUCUGGAAAUUGGAGUGGAAACUACACAGGUGGCCAGGACCCACGGAAGUGGAAUGGCAGUGUGGACAUCCUCAAGGAGUGGGAAAGGUCUGGCUUCAAGCCAGUCCGAUAUGGCCAGUGCUGGGUCUUUGCUGGGACCCUCAACACAGUGCUGCGGUCUUUCGGGAUUCCCUCCCGGGUGGUCACCAACUUCAACUCAGCUCAUGACACAGACCGAAAUCUCAGUGUGGACGUGUACUAUGAUGCCUAUGGGAGACCCUUGAAAAGGAGCAGUGAUAGUGUGUGGAAUUUCCACGUCUGGAAUGAAGGCUGGUUUGUGCGGACUGACCUGGGCCCCUUGUACAAUGGAUGGCAGGUUCUGGACGCCACCCCCCAGGAGAAGAGCCAAGGGGUGUACCAGUGUGGCCCCGCGUCGGUUUCCGCCAUCCGGGAGGGUGACGUGAACCUGGACUUCGACAUGCCCUUCGUCUUCGCGGAGGUGAAUGCCGACCGCAUCACCUGGAUCUAUGAUGUGCACAGCAACAGACAGAAGCAGAAUUCCUUGGACACUCACAGCAUCGGCAAGUACAUCAGCACCAAGGCGGUGGGCAGCAGCUCUCGCAUGGACAUCACGGAGAAGUACAAGUAUCCAGAAGGUUCCAGCCAGGAGAGACAAGUGUUUGAAAAGGCUUUGGGGAAACUUAAACCUCACCCAGCUUUUGGCGCAACGUCUGCGAGACACGUGGAAGGAGAGGGAAGGGAGCCCAGCAUCUCUGGAAAGUUCAAGGUCACCGGCAUCCUGGAGGUGGGCAAAGAAGUCAACAUGGCCCUGAUACUCAACAACCUGACGAACGACAUGAAGACGGUGACCGUGAACAUGACAGCCUGGACCAUCGUCUACAAUGGCACGCUGGUACACGAAGUGUGGAAAGAAUCUGUCACCAUAUCCCUGGAUCCCAAAGAAGAAGUACAGCAUCCCAUGAAGAUUACAUAUGCUCAGUACGAGAAGUACCUGAAGGCAGACAACAUGAUCCGGACCACCGCCGUGUGCCAGGUCACGGACGAGGCUGAGGUGGUGGUCGAAAGGGACAUCAUCCUGGACAACCCCAGCCUGACCCUAGAGAUGCUGGACCAGGCCCGGGUGCAGAAGCCCGUGAAUGUGCAGAUGCUCUUCUCCAACCCACUGGAUGAGCCGGUGACAGACUGUGUGCUGAUGGUGGAGGGCAGCGGCCUGCUGCUGGGCAGCCUCAGGAUUGACGUGCCAACCCUACGCCCCAAGGAGCGGUCCCGGGUGCGUUUUGAGAUCCUGCCCACCAGGAGUGGCACCAAGCAGCUGCUCGCCGACUUCUCCUGCAACAAAUUCCCUGCAAUCAAGGCCAUGCUGUCCAUCGAUGUGGCCAAUUAAAGGG
Molecule: messenger RNA, 2257 nt
Organism: Hyaena hyaena (striped hyena)
Lineage: Eukaryota; Metazoa; Chordata; Mammalia; Carnivora; Hyaenidae
Gene: TGM3
Product: transglutaminase 3
Exons: 14
Coding region: 1-2253 (750 amino acids)
Biological process (GO): peptide cross-linking
Molecular function (GO): protein-glutamine gamma-glutamyltransferase activity
Source: RefSeq, a predicted model, not a curated record